Molecule: messenger RNA, 8319 nt
Organism: Myotis daubentonii (Daubenton's bat)
Lineage: Eukaryota; Metazoa; Chordata; Mammalia; Chiroptera; Vespertilionidae
Gene: GTPBP1
Product: GTP binding protein 1
Biological process (GO): translational elongation
Molecular function (GO): translation elongation factor activity; GTPase activity; GTP binding
Source: RefSeq, a predicted model, not a curated record
GCGGGGCGACUGCGGGAGUCCCGCCUCCGCGCCCGCCGCGCCCGGGCCCGCCCCUCCCCCGGGCGUCGGCGCCGUCCCGGGCGGUGACCCAGCCCGCGGCGGCCCUUGGCGGCCUCCCCACCCGCCCCUCUCGCCGGGCCGGGUUGGCUUAGGGCCUGAGCCCUGGGGCGGAGCGCUCCCGCCGCCCCGGCCCAGCUCCUCCCGCGCUGACCGCUCUGUGUUGGUCCAGCGAGCGGUUCGCCGGGGGAUUGCAAAGCACCGUCACGGCGCUCGGGCGCCGAUUCUCUCCGGGAGGGGCCCGACCGCGCCGCACUCCCGGGAGCGCCGAGGCUGUCCCGCUUCGAGCGGAGGGGAGAGUGCGAUCCGCGGCCCUCGGUGUCCUAUUCGGUUCACUGCGCUCAGCCACGGUCUCGUCCUCCCGGCGGCGGCCUCGGAGCUCCCCUGGGCUUCCUGAGGCCCGUCCAGCGCAUUGUGCGCCGGCAGGUGCUUCUGGCUUCUGUUAAGCUGGCUGCCUCUUCUGUCUCUCCGCAGAAUACAGUGAAUGGAGAAUUCUCCCUAAGGUCAGCGUUUCAUUAAUUGCCUCGCUCUGGCUGCUAUAGUAUCCCAGGCAUCGAUCCAAUCCUACUAUCAAAAUUGCCCGGAGGUGGCCAGCAGGUCGGACCUCGGUCUUCCAGGGACUGCCCCGAGUCACUGAGUGGAGUGGGACGCGCCUUGAGCAGUUUACUAUCUCCGUGGGCGGUGGCCCAAGGCGCGGGACCUAUCCGAUGACCGGAUUGGGCCUUGCCCCUGUCCAUCAUCCGACGGCUCUGGGCGCCGACUGUUUUGCCGUAAGAUUUGGAAGUUGAGCACCGCCUCUGGAAACGAGGGGCGUGAAGAUUGGCGAAGGUAAACGUUGUGUGUAUUUUUCUCCUCAUUGGAUGGCUACUGUGUCAGUCAUACUCUCCGCUGCUCCCGUUGGCGGGAAGGCUCCGGGCUGGUAGCGUGGACACAGUGCAGCCCCGCCCAAGUUGCGAUCCGGGCGCGUGACGUCUCAGAUAUUUGUUGUUGGGGUUUGGGCCUCAUUAAUUAUUCAUUAAGCCCUUGAAAGGGCUGCAGCGAUUGGUGGCUGGGAAGCCUGGUCGAUUGUUUCUUAGCUAGAGAUAGGUGUCGCCCUCUACGCGGCCGAAAAAGUUUCGCAUAAAUUAUUCCGACGAGGUGUGGGGCGGGGCUACGCAUAGAUUAGGCAAAUGAGCAGGGGAGGGACGCGAGGCCGGGUACGAAUUAGCCUAAGUUAUUAAAGAUGGCGGCGGAGCGGAGUCGCUCUCCGAUGGACUCGCCGGUCCCGGCCUCUAUGUUCGCCCCCGAGCCCAGCUCCCCGGGGGCGGCCAGGGCUGCGGCGGCUGCCGCCCGGCUCCACGACGGCUUCGACUCGGACUGCAGCGAGGACGGCGAGGCGCUCAAUGGCGAGCCGGAGCUGGACCUCACCAACAAGCUGGUUCUAGUGAGCCCUACGUCAGAGCAGUAUGACAGCCUACUUCGGCAGAUGUGGGAGAGGAUGGACGAGGGAUGCGGAGAGACCAUAUAUGUCAUUGGGCAGGGAUCAGAUGGGACUGAGUACGGGCUGAGUGAAGCGGACAUGGAGGCCUCCUACGCCACAGUGAAAAGCAUGGCCGAGCAGAUAGAGGCCGACGUCAUCCUCCUGCGGGAACGGCAGGAAGCGGGGGGCCGCGUGCGUGAUUACCUGGUCCGGAAGCGAGUGGGAGACAAUGACUUCCUGGAGGUCAGGGUAGCGGUAGUGGGCAACGUGGAUGCUGGCAAAAGCACGCUUCUGGGGGUCCUGACACACGGGGAGCUGGACAAUGGCCGAGGCUUUGCCCGCCAGAAACUCUUCCGCCACAAACAUGAGAUCGAAUCUGGUCGCACCAGCAGUGUGGGCAACGACAUUCUGGGCUUUGACAGCGAAGGCAAUGUGGUGAACAAGCCAGACAGCCACGGUGGCAGCCUGGAGUGGACGAAGAUUUGUGAGAAAUCCACUAAAGUGAUCACCUUCAUUGACUUGGCUGGCCACGAGAAAUACCUGAAGACCACGGUGUUCGGCAUGACGGGCCACCUGCCUGACUUCUGCAUGCUCAUGGUGGGCAGCAAUGCUGGCAUCGUGGGGAUGACCAAGGAGCACCUGGGCUUGGCAUUGGCACUCAAUGUGCCUGUUUUUGUGGUGGUCACCAAGAUUGAUAUGUGUCCUGCUAACAUCUUGCAAGAAACCCUGAAGCUGUUACAGCGCCUGCUGAAGUCGCCAGGCUGCCGGAAGAUCCCUGUGCUGGUGCAGAGCAAGGAUGAUGUGAUCGUUACCGCCUCCAACUUCAGCUCCGAGAGGAUGUGCCCGAUAUUCCAGAUCUCCAACGUCACAGGCGAGAACCUAGAUCUGCUGAAGAUGUUCCUCAACCUCCUGUCCCCCCGCACCAGCUACCGGGAGGAGGAGCCGGCGGAGUUUCAGAUUGACGACACUUACUCUGUGCCGGGUGUGGGGACGGUGGUGUCAGGGACAACACUCAGGGGCCUGAUCAAGCUGAAUGACACGCUGCUGCUGGGCCCGGAUCCUCUGGGGAACUUCCUGUCCAUCGCCGUGAAGUCCAUCCACCGCAAGCGCAUGCCUGUCAAGGAGGUGCGGGGCGGCCAGACAGCCUCCUUUGCGCUAAAGAAGAUUAAGCGCUCAUCCAUCCGGAAGGGCAUGGUGAUGGUUUCCCCGCGUUUGAAUCCCCAAGCAUCCUGGGAAUUUGAGGCCGAGAUCCUUGUCCUCCACCACCCCACCACGAUUAGCCCACGCUACCAGGCCAUGGUGCACUGCGGGAGCAUCAGGCAGACGGCCACCAUUCUGAGCAUGGACAAGGACUGUCUACGCACUGGGGACAAGGCCACGGUGCACUUCCGCUUUAUCAAGACCCCCGAGUACCUGCACAUAGACCAGCGGCUGGUGUUCCGGGAAGGCCGCACCAAGGCCGUGGGCACCAUCACCAAGCUCCUCCAAACCACCAACAACUCCCCAAUGAACUCCAAGCCUCAGCAGAUUAAAAUGCAGUCAACGAAAAAAGGCCCCCUGACCAAACGAGAAGAUGGGGGCCCCCCUGGAGGGCCGGCCGUAGGGGUGCCUCCCCCUGGAGACGAAGCGGGCUCUCUGGGGGCUGCACAGUCAGCUGCAUCCAGCAGUCUCCAGCCAACGCUCAAGCCCAGCAGUGGGGGCCGGCGACGAGGGGGCCAGCGUCACAAGGUGAAGAACCAGGGGGCCUGCCUGACUCCUGCCAGUGGCUGCUGACUUUCUCCUUCCCACCCAAGGGAUCGUGCUCUGGCCACGCUCCAUCCGAUGGGCCAGAGCAGCCACCACCCUCCCCAGGCCACAGCCGGAGCCGCAUCAUUCCCCAGCCCUGGUUCCCGGGGCUCUAAUUUAUAGCCGAGGACGACGGCAGACUUCCGGAGCACUACCAUCUCCCGCCCUCUUGCCUGCCUUCUUUCUCAAUCAGUCUUUGUACAUCUGGGCCCUUAGUUUUUAUUCUUUUUAUUUUCUCUCUCUUGUGUGCGUGCGUCCGUGUGCGUGUGUGGGUGUGUGCAUGGCCACUCAGGGCCCUGGCAGUCUUUCUUCUCUUCCUUUCCUCCUCCAUGGCUGGCCCCGGCCUCCAGGAGCUGUCCGUCCGCGUGUGUGUCUGUGAGAACCUUUAGGAGCUGUCGGGGGCUGAAGGGCCUCCCUCCCAGUGCUGCUCUGUGCCCGGAGCCCUCUCUGGAGCUGACCUCGGGGCGGGGGCUGCAGGUAUAAGUGCUGCUGCUCCGUCUCAGGAGCCUCCUCCUGGGACUCGGGGCUUCUGGCAGGGUCAACAGUGCUGGCUCCCUCUCUUCCCUCCCUCUCUUCCCUCCCUCUUUCUCCUUAAACCCCCGAACAGGAAUGCCAGAAGCUCUUACAUUGGAACCUGUAGAUGGUGGAGGGGAGAGGCGAUUGGGUUAUCGGGCCCUCCCUGCCCUUCCCUCCAGCCCGUGCCACUGACCCAAAGACAGCUGGUGGCUUUCCUUCCCGGGACAAGCCUGUUUGCCUGCUGCUCAAGGCAGCUGCUCUGCCACCUGCUGAGCCUCCCGGGCUGCCUCCUGCCUGGACCUUGAACCUUACUGGGUCUUGGGGCACCUCCUUUUGGUAGGGUGCGGGGUGUUCCUCUGAGCCAGGCUGGGAGGGGAACCCCUCCUCCCACCACAGCUCCACCACGUCACCCCAGCGUGGCUGCUGCAGGGGCACAACAGGGAAUGGCCUGAGCCCCAGGUUUGGAAGCCCCGGUUGGGAUAGGGGGAGGCAGGUGCAGGCCCCGCAGAGCAGGAAGCCUGGAAGAACUGCCUGGGGCGGGGCGGGGCCCAGAAGGCAGCCUGGGCCCUGAACCAGCCUGGCUGAGCUGGGACUGGAGCCCUCAGUUGAGGGUGCACUAACAGGCAGAGAUGUGUCCUGGCCGGGACAGACACCCAGCUGGCUGGGUCCUUCCUCAGCCUUGCCUCCCUCUUGUCCCCAACCCUUCUCCUGUCCUGCUCCCAGACUGCCAGUCCUUCACUCCCCUCUCCCAGCUGUUUCUAGUUACCACUGGCCCAUGGCCACGGACUGACCAGACCAGCACACAACAUGAAAGCUUGUCCACGUUGACAGGUGGAGGAGCUGCCACUGAGAACACCGGUGCCCUGCCUGCCCCAGCCCCAGUCUUAGCAGGGCAGGGCAGGGCAGGGAGGGGAGCCCAGAUGCUGGGAGGCCGGCGUGGCCUCACCACCCACGCUCUCCCACCAGCUCUGACACAGGGCAAGUUGCCAGCCUUCUCUGGACUUCAGUUGCCUCCUCCACAGCAAGAGGUGAAUGCCUCCGGGGGGUCAGAAUUUAUUGAGGAUGUAUGUGAGCCCCCGUGUGCCCAGCACGCUGUGUGUACCCACGCUGGUCCCCAAGGCCAUAGCAGAGGCCCCGAGCUGGGGGACAGGCUUGAGAGAGGUGGCAUGGACAUGUGUGUGGUGUGGCUGGGGCUGUGCCAGGUGUCUCCCUCACUUCAUAGUCUGAGGGAGGUGGCGUUGGUGCCAUUGUUCUAGGUGGGGACACAAGCUCAGAGGAGCAGUGCCACCAGCAGGCGGGGUCUUCCCACCCUGGCCCUGGGCCCAGCCGUUCCCGCUCAGCUGUGUCCUUUGGCCCCUCCUGUUCCUUUGUUUCCUGGCGGUUUCCCUCUUGCUUUUUGGCUCAUUCUGCUUGCAGGGCUGCUGCCCACGGAAUCCUUGGUAAUCAGAGGGCUCCAGUGUUGAGCGCCCUGCUCUGUCCCCUUGCGGGUGCUGUGGAACUGGUAUUUCCCUGGGCGUGGCCAUGGUAGACCUUCGAGCAGGUGGUGCCUGGUUUUGUUGGAACUCGUCGGCCCCUGUGAGCAUAACCACUGGAUGUUAGGAAGCCGUGGCCGCCACCUGGCCUCUGUCCUCAGAUGCUCAGGAGGCUGGUUUGGAUCCGUGUGGCCACCGGGCCACACCUGCUAGCAGGGCAGACCAAGUGCAGCGUUUCACUGUCCUCCACGGGGACGACCCGAGUUCCCUGUGGGUCUCAGCCUACCAACUCUCCAUUUGGAACAGAACACCAGCCCUUUUGUAGUUGAUGAAGAAUAAAGUUGUUAAUCUGAUCAUCUCAGUGGCAAAUCCUGACCCUUCUGUGUGUGUGGUAGGGGCGGUGGCAUCUUAACUCCGUCACACCGCUGUUCUGCGGACUGGCCCCGGCACAACACAGGGCAGCAGGACUGUGACAUGGGCGUGGAGUGCACGUUGGCUUGGGGCCAAGGGAUGUACCACAGGGAAGAUGGUGUGAGUUGUGCCGUGAGGGGCCAGUAGGAUUUGAACGUGUGCAGACAGGCAGAGGGUAUGUGCCUGGUCCGAGGACGAGAGCAGAGGCCCCAAGCCCUGUGACUGUGGUUAAGUUCCAGGGACUCGUUGGUACUGCUCAGGGCUGUCUCCUUUGUUGAAAAGUGGUGCUAGUUGCAGAGCAGGUGUUGAGUGGAACCGGGAGAGAAGUGAGCAGUCAGUGGGGGAUGAGCCUUGUGUAGGACUAGCUCUUUCCUGGGACCCUAAGCUGAGGGGAUCCGAACUGGCGCAGAACCUCUGGGCUGGGUUUGCACUCCACCGGGCACCCUCUGUGGCACUUGACCCCCAGCCCCUCCUACUGACCUGUUCCUGCCUUUAUUUUCUCAGCUGUGAUGGGGACUGGCCCUGGUCCAGGUGUCAUGGUCAGACGAGGCGUGUUGGAGGGUCCAGUGGGGGACCGCCCCUGGCCCUCUGAGCAGCUCGUUAGAGGCACUGACUGGGGAGUGUUUAGGGGAAGGGCCAGGACCUGAGCCGGCAGCUUCUGGCUCUCAGGGCACCCACUUCCGUGUCCCAGCCCAGCCCAGACUCGGGGGCAGAUGUCUAACUCCUGUGGAGAAGGACGCAGCCCUGAAGGCAGAUGUGGUCACUAGUUAAGCAGGUAACUUGCUACCUUCUACUCAUGCGGCUCUAGAAGAUGCUUCAUAUGAUGUCAGGGUCGGCUAAUAAAGCCACCCCACUUUCUCCUGCCAAUCCUUGAGCCCAGAAUCACUGGGGCAGGGCCUGCUCAGGCCGCACCUCCCACCACAGCUGGGUUUUAGCUGAGAGGCCUGGGUUUCUAAGGCAGGAGUAAGUCUUUGAAGCAUUGUUUUGGCCAAGAAUUCAUUCUCGUUUUCCCAAAAGAAGAUUCCCUGUGCAAUGGCCAGAUAAAAACCAUGUAUUCUCCCCCCCAAAAAACAAACAAAAAACACGUAUUCCAUGAGUCCUGGGCAUAAUUUACUCUUUGCAUAGGUAUAAAUUAGAAUCUGGAGAUAAGAAAAGUAGGAGCCCAAUGGUGCAGCAUUUGUGACAGAAGAGCUGGGCAGAGGUGUGCGGGGCCAGCGCUGGAGGAGCACAGGGUGGCCUGGGGCCUGGCCUUCAGCCCCGCUCCGCCCCGUGAGGCUCGGCCCUCGGGAGGGCGCCUGCCUGCAUGGCAGCCCCUCUUGGCAUCUGGGUUACACGGAACUGAAAUCACCCAGCACCCCACAGAACGGGGCUAGGAAUCAAGCUCUUAGCUUUUCAGUUAAAAAAAUGACCUUGAAAAGUGUUUACAUAAUAACAGCAUGGCCAGCUGAGGCAAAAAACCCUGCCUCCCACCCCUGCCCUCCCCCACCCCGACCCCCCAUAGAAAAAAGCCAGAAAGGAAGCGACUGAGCAAGAGCUGGAAGAGCCCUGAGGGGGUGCCGAGGGUGAGGGCCCCUGACCCAGGGGCCGGAUUGAGAUGGGGCACAAGUCACACAGUCCUCCCACCAUGACACCCUGAAUAUCACCCUGUCAUCACUGGGCCACCAGGGGAGCCAGGGCGUCCUCUGCCUGCACCCUUUCAGCUGCCCCAGAUGCACAGCCUCCGAGUGCGGGUCUGGGCUCCCUGUGCCCUGGGGGAUGUGGCAAACAUGCUAGGGACAGGCAGGCCGCACCCCCGCAUCAGAGGAGCAGAAACAACUAGCGUUCCCAGCAGAGGGGCCCCUCCGAGGAUCCCAGGAGCAGACCUAGGGUACAAAAAGCCCCACGGCCCACCUCACGCCAGGACAAGCACAGUGUAUAGAAGCCCUUGGAGGACCCUGUGGGCCAAGCUCCCCUGGGUCGAUGGAACUGGCUUCGGCAAGAGCCCAGCCGCCCGCUCCCAGGAGCUUCCUGCCUGCAGCCCGUCCCAACCGGAACUGCAGGCACCCUCCUCCCAUGGGGCCUCAAUUCCCUGCCCCGAGCCCUAGUUUGUGCCCCCAUCACACACCACACACCUCCCAACAGAGCUUCCUGGGUGCCAGCCCCUCCACCAUGGGCAAGGGGCAGUCAGUCAGGUCUUGCCCACGGCUGCUGGACGUGUCCACGCGUCACCUCCCCUGCCUCAGUCCCACAUGAUAUACUACAUAUGUACAGCCUCCCAGGAGGGGAGGCAGACCCUGGUGCCCGGCGUGAGAACGAAGGAUGGAAAGAUUGGAGCCAGCUCAGCCCUGGAGCUGCCGCUGCUGGGACAGCCCGGCACAUUCUAUGUCCACUGGGCAAGGGCUCCUGCUCCUGGAAGUCAGUGCGCUGAUCAAGCAUGUGGGGAAGCGCAGGGGUGCUGCUCCCCGACACCCGGAGAAGGGGCGUGGCGGGCCUCCCCGCUGGCUGGCAGCAGUGCAGGGGCGCCUAGUGGGCGGGCUCCCCGUGCACCCUGAAGCGGUAGAUGCAGGUGUACUCAGGGUGGCCCCAGUUAGUCAGGAUCCGCAGCUCCACCACCUGGUAUGUGGCCAUUUUGGGGUCCUG